UGAAUCUUCUCGAAUAUGCAUAUGAACUCUGGAAAAAAGGCAACGGAGAGGAUUUUAUUGAUCCGUCACUGCACGAUGAUGCUCAAAUAGGUAAACAACUGAGAUACUUGCAAGUUGCACUGUUGUGUGUCCAAGAAAAAUGGGAAGACCGACCAUCGAUGUUGGAGGUAUACUCCAUGCUGAAAAAUGAAACUGAAGUCUUGCCAAAUCCUAAAGUUCCUGCCUUUUCCAAGAACAAAGACAGUACCACACAAGAAACUUUAGUCACACUUGAUAUACCUUGUUCAGAUAAUAGUCUCACUAUUUCCGAACUUAUAGGUCGUUAACACUUCAGGUUUCGAAGGUUUGGAAAGUAAUUUCACCUCAGAUAUGGUUUUUUCGCCUAUGUUUCCUUACCUGAUCAUCCUGCCACACUUAGCAACAAUAACAACAACUUGUUUGAGUCUCAAGUCUCGCCUAUGAAGGAAAGUUGUUUGAGUAGUCAA
This is a messenger RNA of Capsicum annuum, 485 nucleotides long. Its product is annotated as cysteine-rich receptor-like protein kinase 21. Lineage: Eukaryota; Viridiplantae; Streptophyta; Magnoliopsida; Solanales; Solanaceae. The record is from RefSeq and is a predicted model, not a curated record. Gene Ontology annotation, biological process: protein phosphorylation. Gene Ontology annotation, molecular function: ATP binding; protein kinase activity.